This is a messenger RNA of Manis javanica (Malayan pangolin), 10986 nucleotides long. Lineage: Eukaryota; Metazoa; Chordata; Mammalia; Pholidota; Manidae. The record is from RefSeq and is a predicted model, not a curated record.
GAGCAUAAUACCCUCUAGGUCCAUCCAUGUUGUUGCAAAUGGCAGGAUUUCAUCCUUUUGCACAGUUGAAUAAUAUUCCGUUGCGUAUAUGUACCACAUCUUUAUCCUUCAUCUGUUGGUGGACACUUUGGUAGCUUCCGCAUCAUGGCUAUUGUAGAAAAUCCAGCAAUAAUAAUAGGGGUGCAUAUAUCUUCUUGAAAUACUGGUUUUGUUUUCUUCAGGUGAAUACUUAGAAGUGGAAUUGCUGGGUCCUGUGGUAUUUCUAGUUUUAGUUUUUUGAGGAAUCUCCCUACUGCUUCCUGUAGUGGCUGCACCAGCGUACAUUCCAGGUGGUCACUUUAGACGCGGAGUUAGAGGAGGCCCCUCUGCGGAGGUGACGUGGAAGCUGAGGUCCUGCUGGCAGGAAGGAGCAGCCAAGACUGAGGGGAACUUCCCAGGCCCAUCCCGGACCUUGGGGGGGACUAGGCACAGGCGCCCCAGAGCAGAGAGAGAGAGAAGGUUUUAUCACAGACCAAAUCCACCAACCCUGGUAAAACUGUGCUCAGGUUGACCUCUGGAUGCAGUGAAGUGACGUUUGUCUGUGACGGUGGCUCCUUGUGGGCUCCGCCUUGUCAUCCUCCCCUGGCAACCACAGGCUGUCUCGGCCUUUACCGGUCACUGCGUCAUCUCUGACCCGCCUGCCCACCAGGAGCUCAGGGCCUGCACAGGUCAACCUCCCACCUCUGUGCCACCCGCGGGCCGGCAGCACUGCCGCCAGGGAGCCUCAGGGCCCUUCCAGGCAGAGGCAGGUCCCAGGCCCAGUGUGCGCUGGAGUUUGGGGGGCACCGCUCAGAUAAGCGAACUGGCCCCACUGUUCUUUCUCUUUCUGGCCCGACCUGGUGUGCGUGUGACUCUUCAGUAAGAGGCGUGGCUCUUUGGGUGGACAUGGUGCUGGAGGUGCAGAGGUCCAGCCACGGCCUCGUCUGGGGUGGCCUUGGCCCAGGCGGCCGGUCAGGUGGGUGCCCCUUGGCUGGACAUGGCUAUGCCCACCUGAGCUAGUGUUCAGCGGCAUUAGGCAGUCUGGGCUGGUUCAGGGUUUCAGGGCCACUGCCCCUGAGUUAAAGCAGCUUCCUUUCCGUUGCCCAGGGCAGGCCCGGGUGAGGGACAGAUUCCUGCAUACAGGUGAAGGGCUUGUUAUCCUUUCUUUGAAAAUAAACAGACUUGGCCCACCUUGGACUUUGGUUUUACAGACUCUCUCUGGGCUUAGCACCAGCGAGUAUUUUUCUUCACUGUCUGGAUGAAGUGUGUGUACAGGCUGUCUGGAAUCGCAGCUGGUUCUUGAGGGACUUGAGUUAAUGAUGUUUCCGGUCAUUUUAGGUUUCACCCACCUUCCUGACCCUCAGUCUUCUCACCUGCAGAAUGGAAACAGGCUUCUGCACCAGGCUGCUGGGUACUGAGCAGCAGGCGGAGGAUGAGAGCUCAGAGCAGUGUGUGGGAGGCUCAGGGUCUGUCUCAGCUGCAGGUCAGCGCCAGUCGCAGGGGGCUCGGCAGAGGGCUUCAGCGUUGAUGAGGGGAGGGCGGGGUGGCCCUGUGGCUGCUGAGCCGAGGGGGCGUGGGGCCGUGGCGCUCUCCGGGAAGAGCUUCUGGAACUGUCCUGUGUCAGCAAACGCUGCCCCUCCCCUUCUCAUGUGCCCGACCUGCAUGAAGUUCUGUCUCCAGCCCCAAGUCAGUUACUUAGUGAGUAAACUCUGUUAUGAAAGCAUCGGGGCAGUUGAGGGGGCAGAUCCUUAACUGGCCAGCCAGGUGAUGGAGGGGUGCUUUCGCCCUGUGCAAGGUUGGUUUGAUCGGUGGGCUCCUGGGUGGGGAGGAGAGGCCAGGCCUCCUGGGCUCUGCACGUGUCCUGCUUCCCGCCAGCUAAUUCUUUCCCCUGCUGACCUCUGAGGAACUUGGAUUGCAGAGCCUGCCUGGGAGUCACACUGAGUCCCAGAAUCUGGCAGAAACUCUGGCUCAGCCACAGCAUGCUAGCGUUAAGACUUUGACUCUGCAUGUUGAAACUGGAAAGUAUUUUGAAUCUUUCAAUAUAUUCCCACUUAUUUUUCUUUUUUCUUUGUCUUGCUUUUGGGCCAGCUGAGGGCCUUGGAAUUUCAUAUUUUAGGAUGGCCAUAUCUUGGGACCAUGUCAGGCAUGAACCGCAUGGAGAGAGCCUGUCUUUAUGUCCAGGGAACCUCCAUGACAGGGCCUUUCUGGGAACCUCUGGGGCAGACAGUGGAGAGGUUUACGUGAACGGACACCUCGCUCAGAGCUGGACCCCUGCCUUGUGGACCCCCUUCUGCCAGGCAGGGGCUCCUGGGGGGCUGGCCACUGGAGGUGGAGGGGCUGGACUGGAGAGGGAGUGGGCUCUGGGGGUGAGGGUAUGUGCAGGGUGCAGGUAUGUCUCUGGGAGGGGGUGCUUAGCACGGGCUCCGAGUCGGGGAGCUUGGAGAGGAGUCUCCCAGGACACGACUUCUCUGUCCUGUUUUGCUGUUUCCUUUCCACUUCCGGAGGCUCCAGACUGUGGGGUCAGCCUGACUCACAGCUGUGCUAUGUGCCCGGUGUUGGUCUCCAAGGGGCAGUGCUGCUGGCAUAGAGGGCGCCUGGCCGAGUGUUCUGUCCUGUCUAGAAACACGCAGGGGCCCUACUCUUGGGGUCUGCAUCUUCACCCCUGCCCCUGCCCCCAGUGCCUGCUUGCCCCUCCCUUGCUAGGUGGGCACAAAGGGAAGGUGUCACCAUGAGGUUAGAUGUGGCAUCUGGGGCGGGCACACCGCCCCCCUACCCCAUCCUGCCCCUUCCCAUGCUCAGCCCCAGGCCGGCCUCCAACACGGCCGGGCUGGACCCCACCUGUCCACUGCCUGCCCAGGGCGAGGGCUGCAGCAGUGCCUCCUGGGAAGGUUCCUGGGGACCAUCCACACGCCAGGCUGGGAGUGGGGCGCGCCCACCCUGUGUUGACCUGAAGUUGCUCUGUCUGCCUGGGGCCACUCCCUGGCCAGCUGGGUGGGAGCUGACGCUGAUGGCCUUGGUGAUAUUCCUGACAUCCUCUGUUUUAAGGCCCAUGACCUGAUGCUCAGCAACCUUAAGGAAUUUCCAAGCUUACCCACUUGGAAGGUCAGAACGGGGUCUGAGCUCAGUGUUGCCUGGCUCUGAGGGAGGUGCCCAGGAAUCGGAGUCUCGCAGCCUCAUCCCCAGGGCGAAGGUGAAGGUGUAAAUGGGCCCCUGCAGCUCUGCAGCAGUCGCUUGGGGACAGGUGGGGGCCUGCUGGCCCUGGUGUGCAGAGACUGGCCCCUGCUGUGUGCGGACGGUCCACUCUUCGCUAGCUGGGGCUCUGUGUUCCAGAUGCCUGCCCCCCAUCAUGGACAAGCAGAUGCACAUUAAGUGCUAACACCAGCUGGGGAAGAGGGGACUCCUCAGUGCCGUAGGGCUCCUGGUGACCUGGAGCAGGCACAAGGGACAUGGCAGAAGGCGGGCAGAGGGCUCUGCAGUCCUGCUCUGACUGGGGGACAGUGAGGAGCAGAUGGCACAAGAGCUCGAGGGUCCCUGCAGGCCUUGGAGGGGUGGGGGUCCCAGGGGAGGGUGAUGUAGGGGUGCAGGCUGUGUCUCAGAGCAGCCGCUGCCCGGAUGGCGCUACCCGCUCCUUUCUCCUGACCCUCCAUGGCUGCCUUAGGUGUCAACUGACGUGGUCAAAGUAGGGCGUUGGGUUGGGUGAGAGGCUUGACAGUUUCCCAUCAACAAGUCCAGUCACGCGUCCUCAGAGAAGCCCAGGGCGGGGUUUCUGGGUGGGUUUGGUGUAGGUCGGCACUUCCCUGUCGUCCCUGCCAGUUCUGCCUGGAUGGAGGCUUGGGGAAAAACGCCUGGGCCGAAUGAGGCAACAUGGACCUGGAAUUUAGAACAGGGGCCUGUGGGGUCUUCGCAGGUGCAGAGAUGCCCCGGGCUCUCCACAGAUGAGAACUGUAGCGACGGGUCCCUGGCAGGCCCCAAAGCAGAGUUCCCAGCCCAGGAUGUGGGGAGGUUUCCGAAAGGACAGAAUCUGGGCAGCGCUUGGGAGAUUUUCUCUGGUAACACGGCUACCUGCCCUGGUGGGAGGGAAGCUGUCCGUCACAUGCAGCUGCAGACGGGGAAGCCACUGCCACUCUCUGGAGCAGAAAGGGAGUUCAUAGGGUGCUUACAAAGCCUCCGGGCGGGUUCCCGGCCCCACCUGCAUGCCCAGAGGGCUCAGGACACCCCACAGGCAGUUCUGGGUUCCCAAAGCAUGCUGGUGUGCAGGGGCCAGGAAGCCACCACUCUGCCGGCCCGGGGGCUUCCCAGCACCCUCGGCGGAGGUGGGGCCUCCCCGGGAAGUCCAGCAUCCCCUGAGCUGCAGGAAAGCCGUGGCCCUCUGAGGCGCUCUGGGUGCAGCUCCCUGCCGUUGCCUGCGUCAUGCGCGGAAGCCAGAGGCAAGGCAUCUGAGUGGGGUACGUCUGGGGGUGCAGGCCUACAGAAAGCUUGCAUGGCGACUGCAGGCAGACCCAGUUGGGGUGGGUUCAUGGCCCCUGGUCCAGGGCGGUGGACCGUGGUCGUAUGUAGCUGGCCCAAGGGUCCCUACCCCUGCGGUCGGCGAGCAAACCGCCUCAGGCGCUCGGUGGCCACAGGCCUGCUCUGCUGGACUCCGGCCGUGGCCGUGACCGAGGCCUCCCACGAGGUGGGCCGCUCGGCUGUGGGUUCACAGGUGAAGAGGUCUGUGUGUUACCAGCUGGUGCCAACAGUGCACUCAGUGUGGACUCUGGGGUCCCAGGGCCAGGGUCUUAGAGCAGGGCUGACCACACCGCCCUGAAGAGGCCCUGGUGACCGGGCUAAGCGGGGUGUCUGAGAUGGUGGGUGCUGCCUCUGACCCUGGGUGCAGGAGCAGAGCCUGUGGAAGCCCAGCUUCGGAACUUAACACUGAACUGGGCACCUUCAGCCCAGGGUCAGGGUGACGGGCUGGACUGGUGUGAGGGAGGGCUCCUCCAGGCUCUCCACGUGAACAGCGUUAAUUUUUCUUAGCGAUUAUUUAUUACUGAGCAAAUGCUUAUUUUUUUAGAGAGUGAACUAAAUGAGCUGCAAGCUCCCUGCUCAUUCAAUAAGAUAUGCUGGUGGCUGGAACCGGUCAAGGUGGGCAUAUUCACACCACGAUAACUGGCAGAGGCUGAGAAUCGGGUUCUUUUUUAGCUGAGAAAGAUGGCUGGUAAAAAGCUGGGCAGCACCACCGAGGGUGGGCUCCAUGGCCUCCCUUUCUUUGCGGUGAUUUUGUGUUUCUCUAAGUUGCUACCCAGGGGCAGGGAGAUGGACCCAGGCCCGAGGUGGUCGCUCCUCGGGAUCCCCCUGUGUGGCCGUGUCUCUCCUGGGCUCCUAGUUUGUGAUGAAGCCUGAGAAAUAGAGCCCAACUUGUGUCUGCCCCGGACCUUCCUGUGUGACCUCAGUUGCCUGUGGCUUGCUGUCGCUUUUGUGGCCCAGGGGACUGUGUGCAGCAGUGUGGACGUACCGCCGGGUCACACGUGGGCCAUGUGGAAGCACCACCGGGUCACACGUGGGCCACGUAGCCCUGGAGUGGGAUCUGAAGAACAUCCUGUGGCUUUUAUUUUUUUAAAUAUAGGGAAAGGGAAAUGUUUUUAGAAAGUCAAACCUCCAUCCACUUGAAAUUCUCCCAGGGCACGUACAGCACUUCUGAGGCUUUUCCUGGGAGGUCAGCAAGCCUGUCCAGCCAGUGGGCGAAUGUCCUGCCAGGGUGCCAGCUGUUUCUGGGUGGUUUCCAGGCCUGGAGCCUCCUGUCCAGGGCUGCUAGCCUGCAGGAAUCCCUGGGGUUCUCAGGGCCAUCGGCCAGGAGCGCUAAUGUUUAAGCCCUCACAGUAGCUGGAACAGCCUGAGACAGAAGCAGAUGUGUGGCUCUGUCGUGAGGUCAGUCAGCCGUUGGGUCCCGAAAGGAAAGAAGUUUUUUUCUGGAGAUGAGAUUCCGGCUGAAGGCUGGUGCUGAGGUCCAAGGGGAAAUCAGGUGUUAAUUAGGGAACAGGAGAGCGCUCUCCUCAAGUCGGACCAUCGUUUCCACUCCACAAGGGUGUCUAGAGGCUGACCGCGUGCCGGGCUGGGCUGUGAGACCUGGGCUGGGAUUCCACCUGGACGCGCCCGGGUGGCCCUCACCGAGUCGGGAAGGCAAAGGCCCAGCUCUCCUCUGACCUGAUGAUUGGCCUACAAAGAAACAUGCUUCUGAGAAACUCCAAGUCCAGCACCUUCCCUAGAUUACAGCAAAGCCUCAAGGAAAAUAAUCAAGGAAAAUACAUUUAUUUUCUGGGAGAAAGCCGAAAGCAUGCAGCUUUAGGGACCCCCAGUUCAUCGGCUGCCCUGGUGUCCCCGGGGCAGGUCAGCCUGUUUUUCCUGGGGACCUUGCUUGGCAAACAGCAGCUUUAGGCGUUUUUCCCGUGUUAGUCCAGCAGCUGCUUUAAAUUCAGCUGCGGCUUCUCUGUGCCAAAGGUCGUGGUCAGGGAAUCACAGUGAUGUGUGAGGCGUUUCAUGCUCCGUUCAUGAACCUGUGCCCCGGGAUUUCCUGGGCUUUUAUGCGCUCAGUGGUGCUGAGUAGCCGAGGGAGCAGAUUCCAGGACCAUUAAGUCAGGUUUAGCGUCUGUCACAUGUCAGGGUCAGUGGAGUGUGUCCGGAGGGAAGGGGGGGCCCAGGCCUGGUUCUGCGACAAUACGUGAGCAGCCCACGUGCCCCACCUGGCCCUCCACACCCUUCCCAUGCGUGAAGGGGUCCCCUGUGCUCUUCUGUUUUCCGAAGCUGAUCCUUUCUUCUCUCGACACCUCCACCUCCCAGAAAUGGUUUGCCGACGGGAGCAUCAAUCUUAGAGCAGGAUACCGAGGGGCUAUGGGUGUCCUUUCUGCUCCUGCUUCUAGGCCAUGCGGUCAAUCUGCCCCUGUCAGCACCCAGGCUUGGAGCAAGGUGACGGUGAAGCGCUCUGUGUCUGUCCAGUCUUUGCUUCCCUUAGGACGGAAGAAAAUGAAGAGCAGCUGUGGGCUGGCUUACCAGUGGGGUGGUCCUCACAUGCUCUCUCAAAGGAGCAGGACAGUUUCCUGUCUGUGUGACACGGGUCUUGGCCCUCUUGGUGCAGGAAGGAGGACCUCUGGUGUGUGACAGGCGCUCAUGGUUUGAGCUUGGGCCUGAGCUACUUCACACUUCCCUGCUGUUCCCAUUCAUUCAGCAAACAUUUAUCGACGUUCUUCUGUCAGCUCUAGGGACUGGGAAGAAGGCAGUAAACCCCAGACCCCUGCCUGAGUGGAGCUUGUACUCAGGGGGCAGAUGGACAGUGAAGGAGGUAAGCUAGUUCACUAGUGUUUAUUUAAUGAAUGCUGAAAGCCAGAGAGUGUGUAGAAGUCAGCAGUCAUGCAUUCCCCGUUUGUUUAUUUCUUAAAUACAGCAACACACACACAUGGCUUAUCUUACUUCCCUGGGCUGUCCUCAGGAAAUGGCUCGGGGGAAAGAUUCUUUCAAAUAGUAAUCAUGAAAAAAUGGCUAUGAUUGGAGGAUAGAUAAAUAAAUACCAGUGUAUCCCCUUCUCUUUCUUCUGAGCUGUUUCUUGCUGUGUCCUAUUUUGGACUGAGCUGGAACAGGGGUGCCCUUUUUCCUGUCUGUGUUCUGACAGGUGUCACCUUGGCUACCCCACUUGUGGCCAGAUUAUGUCUUUAGCGAUGGAUAAAUGGUAUUCCUGGAUGAAGCUUAAGGAUUGGCUGUCGAAGGUCUCGUUGUUUCCCCAGAGGCCAGUCAGCAUUUUACUGGUGUUCAGCACCAUGAACACAAGGCCAAAGUCAUGUAUCUGUGCAUAUUGUUUGCACACGUCCACACUGAGGGCUUAUUCCGAGGAGUCUGCAUUGCAGACAGAUGUAGGUAGCUUGCUCCGUACCUGAAUAAUGACUGUUGUACUUCUCUUUGCACUUGAAAAUAUAGCUCUGAGUCAUUUUUAGGGAGAUCAUUUCUCAGAAAACUGUAUGUCGCUGUCCCUUGGAAAGAUCCUGCAGGCAGCAGGAAGCCAGUGUUUCCUGUAGUGACUACCGAAGCACUGGCCAUUAAGUGGCCGCAUUAUCUUUUUAAUACAGAAAUGGUAGCAUUUCAGCUUGCAGAAUCUUUAAGAAGUCACAAAUAUCCAAGAACAUGGUUUUGAACAGUUUUCAGUCUGUGGAGUGACAGAAUCACGUGAAUAACAUUUACUUUUCAAUGACUUGAAGACCUAGGUUUGUUGACCAUAUUUUCCAAUGAUACAAGUGUGGAGAUUAAUGUGCUUUUAAAUCAUAUUAUUAAAUGUAAUAUUGGGCUCAAGGGUCUGGGUACCCAUAUUCUGCUCUGGGAAAACACAAUGGGAAUGUGGGGGUCCAUGUAGUAACCUGGGGUGUCUAGAGAGAGAGUGGGGUCAUGGAGGGAAGGGUGAGGGGGUUAUUCAGGAACCUGAAGGGCUGUCCUUGAACGGCAAAUUAGAUUUAUCCUGUGCAGCUUUGAAGGGCUGAGCUAGGACCAAUGGGUAGAAUUUGAAAAACCACACAUCUUGGUCCAAUUUUAGGAAGACUGUUUCUCUGCUGAAAUGACAAAGAGGCAGUAGCCCUGUGAGGUGGUGAGUUCCAGUAGUGUGAUGUUUAAGCGGAGGCCCGACUGCUAUGGCACGAAUGUGGCAGAUUUCUGAGCCCCAGGGAGGUUCAGAAUCUGACUGUCAAGGGUCCCAGUCUUGAGGUUCAUGGCCUUGGCUGAGUGGGUCAGAAGGGGAGCGCACUGAGAUUCACCUGGAUCCGGUUCUUCAUCAGAAACCUCUCCUCCGGAUGCAGCAGCAAGAGCGUGGGACCCACAGGCCCCGCUCCGGUGCUGGCCCUGGGGCACGUGUUGAGACCCCACGAUCCUCGAGGGAACCUGUGGCCUGCCUCAGUGGGUCCACACCCUCCCCAGGGCUGAAGGUCAAAUGCUCCCGCUCUAGCCAGCUGGGUGACUUCUGCCCAUGCAGGGAAUAUUCAUUCAUUGCUUUCUCCUUUGCUGAUUUCCUUCUCCCCACAGCCAGCCUUUCUGGAAAGCUCUCCCCGCUGCCCUCAGCAACUGUGCUGCCAGGCUGAGGUGACACGUGCCCUUCACGCUCUCCUGCAUGCGCCUUUGGAGUGGUCCUGGAGGCCGCUUGCCCUCUCAUUUCCUAAUACCCCACUCACCCCCUGAAAUGGUGCUUAUAACGGAUUUGGCAAAGUGAGUUUGCAGAUUUUAGUCCUUUUAGAAAACCCUUUCAAAGACAUUUCACCGCCAAAUGUUUGGCAGGGCCUUGGGUGGGCGCUGCUUCUCAUUAACGGUGUGACGGCCGCACAGGGGGUGGCACCUGCUGUUUCUCAGGCGAUUGCCCGGCAGGAGGGGACAGAUGAGCUCCUGUCUGUGUGGCCUCUGUGGAAUGCUGGCCCCAGCUGCUCUGCAGGGGCAGUUCAUAUCCCUUUGUUGACCUCAAACUGCUGCCUUUAGUCUGAAGAAUAAGGGCAGCAUUUCAUGGCCACCGCUCUGUGACACACUCAGGAAGCCUCCGUGUCCCCGGGUGUGGCCCGAGGCUCACGUCCUCAGAGCUGUGAGGAUGGGGCCUGCGUGCACGUGGGCUACCCCUCCCCACCACUAACCACAGCUGCCUCUUCAGCACCUUUCCGCGCACCCCCGCUCCCCUGGAGGAGCAGGGGUGCUUCUGGGUCCUGGAUUUGGGGAGUGCGGUGUUGGAGGCUGUCAGGACUUGCUCCUUCACCAGAAACUUAGGCGAGGGAGGGGCGGGGAGGGCACCACUGAAAGGCUCCUUUGUCGACUCUCGGAAGGCAUUAAGGAGGAAGGUUGAAAUCCCACAGAAGAGGCCACGAGGCUGCCUGGGCUGGAGCUGCUGGCGGCCUGGGGAGGUGCCUGCUGGCCCUGGGUUCUGGUGCGCAUCAGGUCUGGCCUGUUGGCUCUGGCAGGAAACAAAGGCCCCCUGGGGGCCCCUGCCCGCCUUCAUUUGCAUUCAGCUGUUGUAAGUUCCGGAGGCUCUGGCUGAGCAGCGUCUUUCCCCGAGCCCCUCCCCUGACAGCCCUUGGAGCAGAGGGGAACUAUGCGCUCCUCGGGCCUGUGCAGCCACGCAGAGCACAGGCGGGGCGGGGGGGCCUACCCCCUCCGUCCUUCUGUGUUAGGUCGUCUAUUAAGUGACAGAUUAAAAUCAAACCAUGUACAGCAAAAAUGGGAAAACGAUUGGCUGUUUGCAAAGCCCAGGUUCAGCUGGCUAAGGUGCUGGAGCAACGUGGGACAGAGAACCCGCCUUCGGGGUCCUUCCUGCACCCACCGCUGCACUCCAGGCACGUGGGCAGCCCCUGUAGUCCCGGUUUUCUGGGGUUGACUGCCAUCGACUCUGAUUGGACAGAAUCAGGUCAUGUGCCAGCCCCUGCGCCAAUCGGCUCGUUCAGGGAGAUUUGGCCCUCUGGCAGGCAGGACCUCGCGAUGGGCCUGGUGGGGGGCAGGGACCGCGCAUGCCCGGUCGGUCUCCACGCCGCGGCGGUCCUGGCGCUGCCUGCGGCCCGGGUGGCCCUGUGGCCCAGUCCCGCCCGCGUGCUGCGGCUUCGCCGAGCGCGUCGCGCGGGAGCCUUGCGUGGGGGCCCCAGACCCGUGCUGAUUCAGGAAACCGGGGCCUGCCUUUCCCCACUAAGUAGAUGCCUCACCCACGACCUCCCUUUGGAGGCGAGGAUUUUCCAUGUCUCAGGGUUUGGACACUUAUUCUAAAUGGACACAAGGACAGCCAUUUCCCUCAGUGCCGUGGCAGUGAAUCUACUUCCCCACCAGCCUGCAAAAUCAGCACGUCGUUUCUGGAACAGAGCCUGCCGUGCCCCAAGCCUUCGGGUGCCCGCGCCCCAGGCUCUGCCGGCCGGGCAGGUCUUGCAGGCUCCAGAAUCACUCCGCCCCGACUGCUCCGAGUUUUGGCCCUCCCGCGUCUCUGAUGGUCACCCCCUCGUC